Sycon ciliatum is the source of this 1192-nucleotide messenger RNA. Its product is annotated as zinc finger protein 251-like. The transcript has a single exon. The record is from RefSeq and is a predicted model, not a curated record. Bases 82 to 1164 code for a protein of 360 amino acids. NCBI's taxonomy places the organism in Eukaryota, Metazoa, Porifera, Calcarea, Leucosolenida, Sycettidae.
AAUUGCUGCGUGAAGUAGUUACGAGUAAUAUAGGCUCUGUUGUGCAAUUUCUCUUCCAGAGUUAUUGCAGUUCAAUUGGAAAUGGAAGACUUUGAGGAAUCGAAGUCUGACUGUAGUGUGGAAUCUAAUAAACUGCCACCAGUGCGGACAAUGAUGAAGUCAAAGAUUAAUGUGCGCGACCAGAGUUCUAGACGGCAUGGCCCAUUGUCCGCUCCCGCAUCUUCUGGUUCAAACAUUGGCGAAGCAGACACGAAGAAAGCGUCGUGUAUGAGAUCAGCUUCAUUGGAAAACAGAGAAGGCACGAGUAUUAUACCCCGUGAAUAUACCAGCAGCAUAUUUCCUGUGUCUCCUCCGCCAUUGAUGAGAUGGACGAGGACCACAAUUCUUUCAGACAGUAUUUCUAAUCGUCCACCAGCUUUCAAAAAUACAUUUCCAACCGCCAGAAAAAUCGAAAAUGAUGAAGUGACGACUGGUAUGCCGCCUGAAUUGGAAGACGUUGAGACUUCUGCAUUCAGCGCGUAUGAUGCACGUGUAUCGACUAUGAAAUCAUCUCCUCAGAUUGAAAAGGACUCCUUAACACCAGCCACAGCGUCAAAUACCGGAGUUUCUGUUGGAAGGCUGCGAGAAACACUGGAGCAACCUGAUGCUUGCGACAUACCGGUUGGAAGCACGCGUCCUAUCCGACAAAAUUCUGACUCUUCUAAGGUUGUGGCUAAGACGCAGGAUCAGUGCAAGCGUUCUAAGUGUAAGACCUCGCAGAUCUGUCAGUUUUACCCAAAGGAGUUCAAGAACGUUUCCCAGCUCCGCCGGCUUGAACGUGAUCACACUGGAGAUCGACCAUUCAAGUGUGAUGUAUGCGAGAAGUCUUUCACUCUGUCACGCAAUCUAUGUGCCCACAAACGUACUCAUACCGGACGGAAACAGCACAAGUGUAAGACAUCGUCCUUACGUUCAACCGCUUUACGCAGGCAUACACUUAUCCACUCUGGAGAAAGACCUUUCACUUGCAAGACAUGUGGAAGGUCUUUUACGCAGUCAUCCCAUCUCCGCGAACAUGAACGUAUACAUACAGGAGAACGUCCAUAUAGGUGCAGAGAGUGCCCAAAGUUCUUCAGACGUUCAUCAAGUGUUCGUAGACACGAGCGUAUUCAUAACCUACAAUAAAGAUGCUAAAAGUCAUAAGAAGGGUGUU